Colletotrichum spaethianum is the source of this 816-nucleotide messenger RNA. Its product is annotated as manganese transporter SMF1. The transcript has a single exon. The coding region runs from base 1 to 816 and encodes 271 amino acids. Gene Ontology annotation, biological process: intracellular manganese ion homeostasis; iron ion transport. Gene Ontology annotation, molecular function: cadmium ion transmembrane transporter activity; manganese ion transmembrane transporter activity. Gene Ontology annotation, cellular component: membrane. Lineage: Eukaryota; Fungi; Ascomycota; Sordariomycetes; Glomerellales; Glomerellaceae. The record is from RefSeq and is a predicted model, not a curated record.
AUGCCGCACAGCCUCCACCUUGGCUCCGGCGUCGUGCAGUCCCGCCUCAAGGAGUUCGACAUGAAGGAGGGCAACCUUCAGGAGAUCCCGCGCUCAGACACGAUGACAACCGAUGACAGCUACCAAAAGAUCUUUUACUUCCCCUCCAUGGCAGCCAUACGGCACUGCAUGAAGUUCUCCAUCGCCGAGGUGGUCUUGUCCCUCUUCAUCUUCGCCCUCUUCGUCAACUCGGCUAUUCUCAUUGUCGCCGGCGCCUCGCUGUACCAGGGCCAUACGUCCCUUGCCUCGGAUAUCUUUGGCAUGCACGACCUUUUGUCGAACAGCAUCUCCUCCGCCGCGGGUGUCAUCUUUGCCUUCGCUUUGUUGCUGUCCGGCGUGUCCGCGGGGUUGGUCUGCACCAUCGCUGGCCAGCUCGUCAGCGAGGGCGCGCUAAACUGGCGCAUGCGACCGUGGCUCCGCCGCCUUAUAACGCGGUUGAUCAGCGUUACGCCCACGAUCGUCGUGGUCGCCGUCGCGGGGCAGUCCGGGCUUAGCAACGCGCUGACGGGGACGCAGGUUGUGCUUGGCACAGUUCUCCCCGUCAUCACGGCGCCGCUCAUCUACUUCACCUCGUUCAACAAGUAUAUGACGGUCGUCCCCGGUGCGGCGAGCUACGGGUCCGAUACCGGUGUGGUGCCGGCGAGGAGGUUCAGCGCCGUGGGCGUCAAGAUGGCGAACUCGUGGUGGGUGACGGUGUUGGCCGUGCUGAUCUGGCUGAUGAUUACCGUCAUGGUGGUUGCGAACCUGGUGUUGUUGGUGAUACAAAGUGUCGGUUAA